Molecule: messenger RNA, 2382 nt
Organism: Brenthis ino (lesser marbled fritillary)
Lineage: Eukaryota; Metazoa; Arthropoda; Insecta; Lepidoptera; Nymphalidae
Source: the annotation of a GenBank genome assembly
AUGAGUGAUUUUAUGAAUGCAACAGAAGCAGCUUCUCUUGCUGUGACUUUUGAUCAAACUGGACAAACUGACAAAGCUGUAGAAUGUUAUCGAACAGCUGCGAGGUUGCUGGAUCGUGUGUGUGGUCAGAUAUCACCAGAAAGAGAAGGAGACUUGCGACAGAAAGUUAGAGAAUACUUAGAACGAGCCACAUUUUUGCAGGAACAAAAAGAACGAGCACAACAAGAAGAAGGUGAGAGAAUAAUGCAAAAAUGUUAUUUCCUUAUGCAACAAGCCUUAGAUGCAGAUGAAGCCAGUUUAACAGAUUUAGCUUUGCAACUGUAUACUCAGGCAGUAGAAUUGGCAGUUAGUGUUAAAAUUAUUAAUCCAGAUAUAAAAACAAAAAUAAAUGGCUUAGCAGCACAAGCAUUAGACAGGGCAGAGGAAAUUAAAGGAAUUAAAAAGAUGGGUGCAUUGUCAAUAACUGAAUCAAAGAAACCAGCUAUAUCACCAAAUAGAGCUCAAUUACAACGAGAACAAAGUGUACAAUUGAAAGUGAGCGGUAAACAGAGUUAUACGGACGAAGAAAAAGAAGUUUUAAGAAUGACAUCAAAUAUUAAUAAUAAUUAUUUUUUGCCAUUCAUGGAUGUUGAUUUAUCGGAGAAAUUUCAAUACGCACUGCCCUUUGAAGAUAGAGCGAGUGAAUUAAAGUUAUCUUCGAAGCAGGAGAAGGAGUUUGAUGGAUGGGUCAGACCUCAUGAAGUGUCAAGUGACCCAAAGAUGAUUGUUGGCGACCAUGUUGACUGUUUUAGUAUUAAACAGACGGUAGUUUCUGAUUGUUCGUUUGUAGCGUCUUUAGCGGUCAGUGCGUUGUAUGAGCGAAGGUUUAACAAAAAAAUUAUCACCUCUAUAAUAUAUCCCAAGAACAAAAACAAACAGCCUGUAUACAACCCGUUUGGAAAAUAUAUGGUCAAGUUACAUUUAAAUGGGGUUAGAAGAAAGAUAAUAAUUGAUGAUCGCUUGCCAUAUAGCAGGCAUGGACGGUUAUUGUGUUCCUAUUCGAGUAAUAAGAAUGAAUUUUGGGUGUCAUUGUUAGAAAAGGCCUAUAUGAAGGUGAUGGGAGGAUAUGACUUUCCUGGGUCUAAUAGUAAUAUAGACCUGCACGCGCUAACAGGGUGGAUCCCAGAACGGUGUGCGCUCCGUGCUGGUGAAACAGACUUCAAUGCUGAAGCCCUAUACGAGACCGUACGCUCCAGACUAGAGAGGGGCGAAGUCCUAGCGACUGCAGCCACUGGAGAGCUGGACGAUUUGCAGGCAGAGAGGACUGGGCUGGUAGCCACUCAUGCGUAUGCCGUGUUGGAUGUUAAAAUGGUCAAUGGUAUAAAACUGCUAAAACUCAAAAAUCCCUGGUCUCAUCUCCGUUGGAGAGGCAAUUAUAGUGAGCUCGACACGGUCCACUGGACCCCAGAAUUACGAGGUCUUCUCAACUACGACCCAGACAGUGCGUCUCAAUACGAUAAUGGCGUCUUCUGGAUAGACUACGCCAGUAUACUCAAGUUCUUCGAUGUGUUCUACUUGAAUUGGAACCCAGCACUGUUUAAUUUUACGUAUUGCAUACAUCAAAAGUGGGAUGCCGGCAAUGGUCCAGUAAAAGAUGCGUACAACAUCAGUGAAAACCCUCAAUUCAGAUUGCACGUGCAGGGAAAAGGCGCUGUGUGGCUUCUUCUAACACGACACAUAACAAAGAUAGAUGAUUUCCGAGAUAAUAAGGAAUAUAUCACGUUGUUGGUGUAUAAGGAUGGCAAACGGGUGUAUUAUCCGUAUGACCCACCACCCUACAUAGAUGGAAUCAGAAUAAAUAGUCCACAUUAUUUAUGUAAAAUCAUCGUGGGUGAUACAAGUUGCGACAAAUACACAUUAGUGGUGUCACAGUAUGAAAAGACUAGAACAAUAUUUUAUACUCUGAGGGCGUACGCUACAUGUCCCUUCUCUAUGGGGAAGAUAGAGCCGUAUCCGUAUAAGAAAACUAUACGAGGUGAAUGGUCGGGUCUUACGGCCGGUGGGUGCGAAAACCAUCGACAAACAUACCCAAAUAACCCUAAAUACACCAUAACCGUCCCCGACAGUCGGACCCCAUGCAACAUGGUGGCGGAACUCAAGGGGCCCAAACAGUACCAGAUAGGCAUAGACGCGAGGGUUGAAAGUUUGGAUGAUCCGAAUGUGACUGCGCCUUUUUUGAAAGAAUCCUCUGGGCCGUAUAGAUCCGGUUUUGUAUAUUUGGAACUACACAACCUCCCAGCGGGACGUUACACAUUGACUCCUUCCACCUUCUAUCCGGCUCAAGAAGGACCAUUUUUCUUAGAACUCCGGUCGACGUGCGAACUGACUUGCGAAGCUCGUAAC